CGUGCGUUUUUGUAUCGAGGAGCACAAUAAUCAUUAUACAACACUGCGGUAUACACCCCCGCGUCAACGUUUCCUGUGUCACACGCGACGUUCUGCCCGCACCAGUGUUUCGUUAUUUUUGCAUGUUGUCCGUACAGAAAUCUAUUGUCUCUCCCCGUUUCGUUCACGUACGAACUGUUAUUGUCAGUAGGUCGUCGAUCGCGUCGCGCGUCCGUCAGGUUUUUCUGUCGUGUCUUCUCGAUUGCGUCGGCCCAACACGACGCGUGUUAAUAUUGUUCACGUUUACCGCCAACAGCCAACAGUCCGUGCCGCGAUUUCCGCUCAAUCCGCAGCCUGAUAAUUGUGCAGCCGGCCGCUGUCCGCCCGCGGUGCACGAUUAUGAACGGUGUCGAUUGCGGUUCGCGUAGUAAAGUAGCCGAACAUUGGCAGCUGUGAAUCGACGCGAACCACUCCGAUGUUGCCGAAAAUGAUGCGGCUGUGGUUGUUGAUCGUCGUCAUCGGCGCCUCCGCGGUCGUUUGUCGGGUCUCGUCUGCCCAUUCGUCCGGCCACUCGUCCAGGCAACAACAACAAAUGCAAGAUGUACAGAUCGGCGACGACGGAACCAUACACCACGGCCGCUGCGAGCCGAUCACCAUACCGUUUUGCAUGGGCAUUGCGUACAACGAGACCAUCAUGCCCAAUCUACUGGGCCAGCAGCGCCAAGACGAGGCGGGCUUCGAAGUGCAACAGUACUAUCCGUUGGUGAAGAUCCAGUGUUCGCACGAUUUGCAAUUCUUUUUGUGCAGCGUAUUCGCUCCGGUGUGCACCAUAAUCGAGAGACCCAUACCGCCGUGCCGGUCCCUGUGCUUGUCCGCCCGCAACGGGUGCGAGUCCAUUAUGAACCGUUUCCAAAUCGAAUGGCCCGACAAUCUGGAGUGUUCAAAGUUCCCGGAAAACGGGCAACUGUGUGUCGGCGAGAACAAUGUCACCACCACUUCGCAGCCACCGCAAACGGGUUUGAUCGAACAGUCCCAAAAUGGAAAAGAUUUGACCGUCUCGGGGUCCAGACAUUUUCCCGUCGACCAAGUGUAUAUGAACAACCCGGGCCACGAUAUCGGAUUCGUCUGCCCGCAACAAUUUCAAAUAGAGUCCAGCAACAGCAACAAAAAACGGUCCGACCGGAACACUCAAGGCUAUGCGCUGAAAGUCGGCAACAGAUUGGUGAAAAAUUGCGGGGUACCGUGCGACGCUUUCUGGAGUGAAGAUCAAAUGCGCAAAGCUCGGUCUUGGGUCGCCCUUUGGUCUAUAUUGUGUGCCAUAUCUUGUCUGUUCACGUCCCUUACAUUUGCCAUCGACACGCACCGUUUUCGCUAUCCCGAACGACCGAUAAUAUUCUUGUCACUGUGCUAUUUAAUGGUUUCCAUAUCAUACCUGAUUGGAUACUUGUCAGGCAACAAUAUUGCUUGCAACAGACAAAAUUUAAUCACUCAAGGUACAGACGACAACGAAUGGUGCACCGUGCUGUUUAUGGUGUCUUAUUUCUUUAGUACAGCAUCGUCCGUAUGGUGGGUCGUGUUGACAUUAACUUGGUUCCUGGCUGCCGGACUGAAAUGGGGCCAUGAAGCUAUUGAAGCAAAUUCACAUUAUUUCCAUUUGGCCGCCUGGACUGUACCUGCAGCGAAAACUAUUACAGUAUUGGCCAUGGGCAAAAUUGAGGGUGAGUUAAUGAGUUUUAAAAAAAAAACAUAGGUACUUAAAUAUUAAUAAAACCAGUAUACCUUUUAAAAAUAUGCUUUCAGUUUUGAAUAAAAGUUCAAAUUCAUUUAAAUUUCUGCUGUUCAAUUACUAAUCUACUUUAUGAAGUUUUAUAUAUGUAGGUAUCUAGUAUGGAAAAUAAUUUGAUUCAACAUACAACUGAGCAUAAAACAAUAAAUAAAUCUUAUUAGGCACAUAGGUAUAGGUACAGUAAAACUUCCAUAUAACAAAGUCUCACGGGGAACAAAAAAAAAAAAAAAAAUUUAUAAUAUAGAGUUAUUAGUUAAAUUAUUAAGUUACAUAUUUUUAAUAUAAUUAUAUAUUAUUAUUUUGCGCUUGCUUCAUUAUGUUUACAUGAUUUUUCAAUAUGGUUGAAAGAAUACUUGUUGGAAUACCAUAUUUUUCAGCAAUAUCUUUUUUUUAACACCUCAUUGACUUCAUUUAAAAUUUAAAAUUUAUCGAAUAAUGACAUUUUGAAAAAUUACAAAACAAUUUAAGUGUACGAAUACGUUUAUGUCAAUAUUGGAACUGCAGCACGCAGCACUGCAGUAAAAUUAACCGAGUGUCUACCAAUGUCUUAUCUUUAUCGGAAAUAAAAAAAUUGUAGGUAUUUUAAUAAAAUAUUUAAUACAUAUUUAAUAGUGACAACAUUUACAUUUAAUUUUGCUUUUACUUUAUUAUUUUAUUAAAAAGAGGUUUGUUAUUGAAUAGUUUAUUCGUUAUACAGAGAUAAAUUUACACAUAAUUAAAAAUGUAGGUCAUGGUUCUCAAUAAUAAUUCAUUAAACAAAAUAUUUCAUUAAAUGGAAGUUUCACUGUAACACACUUAAUAUUCAUUAAAAUAAGUCAAAUUGUAUUCAUUAUAAAUCCAGGUACCUAUGUUUCUCGGUAGGUACUUACAUAUAUACCAAAUAUGUAUACAAUUCUGACAAUUAUUGUAGGUAUGGGUAAGUAGUUACUUAGAUUUAAAAUUUACUUCAUAAAAUUAGAUCUUUAGAAACAAUUCCUGGGGAAAUAUCUUUUUAAAUACAAUCAAAUUCAGUAAGUAGGUUAUACAUUUGAUUUAUAGUUUACAUGCCUACUACCUAAGCGGCCAUUCAAAACAUAUUUAAGUUAUGACUCGAGGUCAAUAUUCUGUCAGGUAUUCUGUAAAAAAAAUAUGGUCCUUUUAAUUAUUUUAAACCGAAUUACAAUGCAAAAAUAAUGAAACUGUUAUUUUUGUAAUCUUUCCUUGUAUUUUCUAAUUAUUAAGAAAACUACUAGAAACAUAAAAAAACACCUCUUAAUUAAUGCAUCAACUAGACCAGUGAUCUUCAACCUUUUUGGACUCGCGACUCACUUUUUUAGGCGUACAUUAUUCGCGACCCACAUAAGGCAUACAUAAAGAAAAACGUUUGUAGAAAAAUGAAAAAACAUUGUUAUAACUGAAUAAAUAAAAAUAAAAAAAACUUUUUAACGGAUACAUAAAUAUGACUAGAAUAAUACGCGACUAACAUUUAUUCCUCUUUAAACACAGCGAUAACAUCAACAAUGUUCGUAGAUUAUGGGACUCUUUAACGAUAAUAUUAUAAUAUAUUUAUUUUAUUACUAGCCCGGUUUACUCGUAAAUUAUUAUAUUUAAUGUCAUACUACGUAGAAUCAUACCUAUAUAUGAAACAUAUACUGUGAUUUGAAACCCAUUAUACUAAUAUAAUUUUGAAUAUAAAUUAUAUAAUAUUAUUUAUACAUAAUAUAUUACAAUAAUUUUCAAACUGUAUUUUCAUUUAUUAAUUUUCUAAGGUUAAUAAUUAAACAACUAUCUGUAUACCUUAUAUAAUUGUAUAAACUUAAUUUUUACUUUAAAAAGAAAACUUAUCGCAUCCCAAUUUUUAAGCUUACGCGACUCAAAAAUGGGUCGCGACCCACCGGUUGAAGACCACUGAACUAGACAAUAUUUUUCCUUAAAAGAUGCUUCCCUUGGAAUUCAAAUUAAGAUUUUUCAUGCGAAAAAAAAUUGAAUAUAAUGAAACUUUUAUUAUCAUAAUUUGUGUGUAUUUAAUAUUACGAUAAAUUACCUCAAGCUUUUUCCCAAAUUUUUUCCAGUAUGUUUUUUUUGGGUUUCCCAAAUUAUUAUGAAAAUAACUAGAAAAAUCAAAAAAUAAUUUCCCUAAUGCAGCAUUUAUAUCUAAAAUUCUACAAUAAAGAUCUCAUAAUUUUUUUAUUUAAGCAAGAUUUGUGGUAGAAAAGUUGUUUACAGACAUAAAUAUUUUUAAAACGUGCAUAGUAAAAUCUACAAAUUCCAUGUUGUGCUCAGUAUCUAAGUAUUUUAACUAUUUUAAAUAAUGAUGUACAGAUUAAUUUAUUUUGCCACAUAUUAAUAAAAUAUUUUAUUUUAAACAAUUUAGGUGAUGUGUUAACCGGUAUUUGUUCAUUAGCUGUUUGGAGUGAUGACACCGCUGUAAGAGACAUGGUACUGAUUCCUCUGGUGGUGUACCUAGUUUUGGGCACUGCGUUUUGGAUGGCAGGAUUUGUUUCUCUAUGUCGUAUCAGAAAAGUAAUGAAACAUGAUGGCACCCGAGGCACAGAUAAACUAGAAAAAUUGAUGAUACGUAUCGGCGUGUUUAGCGUUCUUUACACUGUGCCCGCUGUAGCUCAAAUCUUAUGUUUGAUGUAUGAGCAUGUAAACCUCGGUUCAUGGAUUAUCAGUUGGCACUCUACACUUUGCAGAGAUCCAAAAUAUGCAUUACCAUGCCCCUCUCAAUUCAACGACAUACCGAGGAAACCUAGCUUUGAGAUUUUUAUUGCUAAAUAUUUUGUAUCAUUACUAGUUGGUCUCACAUCCAGCGUUUGGAUAUGGUCUGGUAAGACUUUAAAUAGUUGGCAACAAUUCUUGGCUCGUAUACGUCCUAAUUCAGGUAAAUCUGAAGCUUAUGUUUAAUUAUUAAAUUUACAGUUAAGGUUAUCAAUGUAAAUAUAUACCUACAGUGUUUAGUUUCAAUUAGAUUUCUCGCAAGCUAAUAUUUUUUAUUAUAUUUUCAUUAUGUUCAUUGGUAUGUUUAAAAAAUAUUGACAAUUGUUGAAUAUUGUUAUAUUAUAAUUUCCAUAUCCGACAAAAAAAAAUUGGUUUGGCUUAUAGGAAACUUGAAAAUCUAAUUUUGCAUUGCCCUGACUCUUCAUUUUGAUAUACAAUAAAUCAAAUGUAUUAAACAUAUAUACUGUUUAGAGUACUUCAAUGGAAUUCUUGAAUAUUUAUUAUUUAUAAUAUGUAUUAGUUUCUAUUUGAAUUUUCAUAAUAUUGAAAAAAAAAAAAAAUACUAUUUUAACAUUACUAUGCUAAUUGCUACAAAGUAUAAACUAAAAUUAAUUUUAAUAAUAUCUAUUUGAUUAUGACAUUUGUGUACUCUGUACAUUAUACAUACAAUAUAUAUCAUAUUAUUUUUUUCUCAAUUUAUCUAGGUAAUAAGAUAUUUCAAUGCAAAUUUAUUUGAUUAUUUGUAUUUUAAUAAAGUUGGCAAUAUUAAUUAUAUGGAAAACACAAAUUAUAUUAAUAUUAAAGCACUAAUUCAAUUACCUUUCUAUUCAUACUGUAAAUGCUCUAGUAAUAAAAAUUGUUUAAAUUAGUGUUUCAGUAAGAACUUGUUUGGUUUUUAAUGGCAUUUUAAUAUUUUAUGAUUAUGAAGUUGUGUUUUGUUUUAUUAAUUUCAUAAAUUAUUUUAAUUAUAAAUAAUAUAAAAUCAAUGAUAGCAUAUAUUAUGUACCUGAUUGGUGAAUUUAAAAAUAAUUAUGUAAACAAAAUUAAUUAUACAUUUCUUUCAUUUUUGAAUUUAUUACUAUAAUAUGGUUAGUAGAUAUACCUACCUAAUCAUUCCGUCCUAAUUAUUGCUUUUAUUCUUAAUUUUUUUUUUAUUUUGUUUAUCUUAUAAGUUAUGUUUCUUUAUAUUAUUUUGUUAAGUACAUGUAUUAAUGCAAAAUCAAUCUUAACAAUAUCACAAAACCAAUUCCUUUUAUUAUUAAUUUUGUUCUGUUCACUCCAUAUUAAUUUAAAAACAUAAAUAUAAUCUCUAUUGUACUAUUAACUAAAUCUCAAACGGUAUCAUGUUCUGAGUGAGAAAAUAUACUUUUAAAAUAAUGUGAUGAUCCUACUGGUUUUAUCACUAGUCUUAUAAUAACUAUUGAUUUGACAAUAUUUUGAACAGGUUAAAUGCUUUGUUGUUAUGGCAUUAAUUUAAGGAUUAUUAAAUGUUUUUCAAACCAUUUUUUUCCCUUUAGCUUUUAACAUAUUUAAAAAAAAUAUAUAAAAUGUUAUUUCCUUUUAUUAUUAUUAUUUUUAAAUAAUAAUAACAAUGUAUAAUAAUAGUUUCUCAUUGUAGGUUAUCAAAUUCAAAUUCAAAAUAAUUUUAUUAAUGGUUUCUAGGUGCCUGUUUCUCUCUUUUCCUCUGCGUGUUUACUAUUUAAAAUUAAUAAAUUCACCCCAUUUUCAAAAGUAGUCUCCAUUUUUAUAUUUUUUGUUAUAUGUAUAUUGUAACAUUUAUGCACUAGUUAUUAAACCGAAUUGUUUAUUUAGUGUUUUUGUUUAUUAAUACAAAUUAAUACUACAUCACAUUAUCAGUUAACCUCUUUAUUCCUCAAAAUAUUAUGUUUAGCUUAAAUAAUGAUUAUUUUACAAAAACCUGUAUUUUUUUAUCACAACUAAUGUAUCAGUGUUAGUAAUUUUUGUAUUUAUACCUAGGUACUUACGUAAUAUUAUUUUUCCUAUCAGUGUUGGUAUGAUUAAAUCAGGGAUUUAUUUAUUAUUAUUUUUUUAACAAUUAUUAAUAACUUGGAGCAAUUAUUAAAUAAUUUAAUUAAUUUGUUAUUAAUUUUAAUGAUGUUUAACAUCAUUUUAUCAUGAAUUUUAACAAGUGCAAUAAUAAUAAAUUAAUGUACUCCUGGAGACAGAUUUUUUUUUUUUACUUUUUUUAACAACCUGAAAUAUAAAAUGAAAAAAAAAAAAUUAAAACUUGUAUUGUUACCAAAAAUCUGCUCCAGGAACAAACUCUUGAAUAUAUUUUGUUUAACAUUAAUGAUUAUCCAGUGUUAAUAAUAUAUAUAAAAAAUUAACCAAUGAAAAAAAUUGAUUAUUUUUUCUUUCUUUCACUAAGUUCAUAAAUAUUUUCUUUGUUGUACUAACCACUGUUGUUAUGUUAACAUUAAACUCAUAAAACAUAAUAUUAUUUAAAUAAAUAUAAAGACCAAAAAAAUGUAUGGUUGAAUUAUAACAUUUUGAUGUUAUUAAUGAAUUUAACAUUAUUUAAAACCUUGAUAUUUUUUAUAUUUUUUUGCAAUAUUAUUUUUAUAUAUUGUGUUAAUGUUCAUGUUUUAAGUAGAUAACACAUUAUAGUAUUUAGUAAUUAUUAUUUUUAUUAACCUUGCAAUACUUUAUGAACUGAAAUCAAAAAUAAUAUUUUUUUUGUCUAAUAAUUUUUAUUUUUAAGUGUACAUAAUAUUAUAGAAUAUAGGUAAAAUUAGUUUCUUAUAUUAUUAUAAAUUUUAAUACUUAUGUAAUAUAUUUGGUCGAUAACACUAAUGUUAUUCAGCAAUACCAUUACUGUCUGUACCUAUAUAUAUAUUUUUUAAAUUAAUAAUAUUCAUUAAUCAAUCAAUAUUUUUAUCAUGAUUAUUUUUUGCAAUUGUCGCAAUAAUAAUAAUAUGAUAUUUUACUGUUGACUGCAAUAAUAAUUAAAUAAAUACAAAUUAUACUAAUAUACUAUUAAUUCUUAAUUUUAUGUGCAUACAAUAUUGUAAUAUGUUUAAGCAAAUUUUUUUAUAUCAAUAAUUUACAAAACUGUGUUUAUAUAUAAAAUUUAUUUUUAAUUAUUUGUAU
Molecule: messenger RNA, 7576 nt
Organism: Cinara cedri
Lineage: Eukaryota; Metazoa; Arthropoda; Insecta; Hemiptera; Aphididae
Source: the annotation of a GenBank genome assembly